AUGAGGUUUUUAUUUAUAUUCCUCAGUAUUUUACAAUUUGUAUUUUCAAACACAAAUAUUCGUGCUCAAACUACUCUAAAAUGCUUUGAUUCAAAUAAUAACCCAAAAAGUUUUGAAUUUCGAUUGAGGUUGUGGGAAAUUGAUUACUAUCCAAAAGAUGAUGAUGUGGUUGUGAGAACUUUUGGACAAGCGAAUGGAAAUAUUACGGUGGUUUCGAAAGGAACUCCGAAAAUUGAUCAUGAUGAUGAUAAGGUAAGCCUGAGAAAAUACAUUUUUGAAUUUAAUUUUUUUCUAGAAAAGAUUCUGGAUUUGGUCAUGGAUCCAUCAUAAUUGCACUCCAUCCGGAAUAACUACUUGCACACAUGUGGAUUUGGGAGAAGUUAAUUCAAAAAUCACAGGAGUUAAUUAUGUUUACACUGUCAAUCUUCAUGAUAGAAAUAGUGAUAUUUGUGAUGAUAAUUAUAGGUAUCAAUAAGUUUCCAAAGAGAAGAAUAAAUGUUCACCAAAAAUUCUUUAUCUGAAGUUUUGAUUUUUUGAAUCGGAUUAAAAGAAUAUACUUUGAAAAAAAACCAUUUUUCAAACAUUUUGCUUUUGAAAAAUGAGGUUUUUAUUUAUAUUCCUCAGCAUUUCACAAUUCGUAUUCGCUAGUAACACAAAUAUUCGAGCUCAAACUACUCUGAAUUGUUUCGAUUCACAAAAUAAUCCAAAGAAUUUUGAAUUCCAAUUAGAACUAUGGGAGAUUGAUGAUCCAGAAUAUGAUGAUCCUGCUGGGAGCGCAUUCGGACAUGCUUAUGUAAAUAUUACGGUAGUUUCAAAAGGAACUCCGCUAAUUGAUUAUUUAGAUGAUGAGGGGAGCCGGAAAAAAUAUUUUUUUCAAAUUUAAAUUUUCCAGAAAAAAUUCUGGAUUUGGUCAAGGAUACAACAUAAUUGCACAAAAUCUGGAAACACAAUUUGCUCACAAGUGGAUUUAGGAAAAGUGAAUCCUAAAAUAACUGGAGUUAAUUAUGUUUAUACUGUUAAUCUUCAUAAUGAAGUUAAGGAUACUUGUAAUGAUGAUUAUCGAUGGCAAUAA
This is a messenger RNA of Caenorhabditis angaria, 1072 nucleotides long. The record is from the annotation of a GenBank genome assembly. NCBI's taxonomy places the organism in Eukaryota, Metazoa, Nematoda, Chromadorea, Rhabditida, Rhabditidae.